Molecule: messenger RNA, 1722 nt
Organism: Lethenteron reissneri (Far Eastern brook lamprey)
Lineage: Eukaryota; Metazoa; Chordata; Hyperoartia; Petromyzontiformes; Petromyzontidae
Gene: EIF2B1
Product: eukaryotic translation initiation factor 2B subunit alpha
Biological process (GO): translational initiation
Cellular component (GO): eukaryotic translation initiation factor 2B complex
Molecular function (GO): guanyl-nucleotide exchange factor activity; translation initiation factor activity
Source: RefSeq, a predicted model, not a curated record
UCGAUGCGACUCCCGCACGUGUCCGAUCCGCACGGAUCGUUGACUGCGCGGUACAGUAGCGCUGCUGCUACUGUACAUCGAGGUUUCACGAUUUUCGCGACGUCGCUUUUCACCACGACGAAGCUGUCUUAUCUAUUAGACAUUAGAACUAACACCAGGGUUACCCCUUCCCGCCAGGGGUGUAUGCUCUAGCAUUGGGAGAGUUGGGAGCAGCUGACAUCGGCGUGGAGUUUGGGCAGUCACGCGUCCACGUGCUGGUCUCUGCAUGUCGAGGUGACGCGUUGUGACACAGGUGCCGCACGGAGAUCGCAAUGCCUCAAGUUAUGGACGACGAAGGAGUGGUUGCAUUCUUCAAAGGUCAAAUAGAGCAGGACCCAGACAAUCCGUCGGCUGUGGCUGCCAUCCGCACCCUCAUCCACUUCCUCAAGCGGGACACCGGGGAGACCCUGCAGGGCCUGAGGGAGAGCCUCAAGAGCAUUAUGCGCCUGUUGAGUGGCAUCGACGCAUCUGUGUCCAUGUCCUCUUGCUGUGAACUGUUCCUGAGAACCAUCACUCUCACUAAGCUUGAUGAGAAGCCCAUCGCUGAGUGCCGGCAGAUCCUGAUCGAGAGAGGCGAAUUGUUUCUGUCGAAGAUCUCAGACUCGAGGAACAAGAUUGCCAAGAUGUCGCAGUCGUUCAUUCGUGAUGGCGCGACGAUCCUGACCCACUCCAGCUCGCGGGUCGUCUUGCGCGUCCUGGCGGAGGCUGCCGCCUCCAAGAAGCGCUUCCACGUUUACGUCACGGAGUCCUGCCCCGACCGCUCGGGACAUGCCAUGGCCCAGCGAAUCCGGGAGCUUUCCGUUCCUGUAACUGUUAUCCUGGAUGCUGCAGUCGGCUACAUCAUGGAGCAAGUGGAUUUGGUGUUUGUGGGAGCAGAAGGAGUUGUGGAGAGCGGAGGAAUCAUUAACAAGAUCGGCACGUACCAGAUGGCAAUAUGUGCUAAGGCGCAAAAUAAACCGCUGUAUGUGGUAGCAGAAAGUUUCAAAUUCAUGAGACUCUACCCGUUAAACCAACAGGACGUACCUGAAAAAUACAAGUACGAACCGGAUGUGUUGCUGUCAAACGAAGCUCGAUCAGAAGCCCACCCACGCACGGACUACACGCCGCCCGCGUUCCUCACUUUGCUCAUCACCGACUUGGGGGUUCUCACUCCGUCUGCCGUGAGCGACGAGCUCAUUCAGCUGUACGUGUGAAGACACUUGAGACCGUUUGGAAAUGUACGAUCGCAUUUACAUCAACGAAGACGUCGCACAUCACCCGACCUUGACAACCUGUCACAAUGCACGUAAAUUGGCCACCCUGGACCAGGUAACCAUCGUUUUCUGAACUGUGCCCCUUACAACCUGACAUUUCAUGACCAUUCUCACUCGAGAUAUAGCAUAUUGGUAUCAGCAAAUAAUGGACUGUAUAUAUUGAUAUAUACAUUUGACAACUAUAAACAGACUUUCUUUUAGAAAGCACUAUGUAAUGAACAGCAUUUUGACGAGGUUUUGAAAUAUCUUUGUUGAUAAAACAAUAACAUUUAGCGAGCUGCUCGUAGUAAGAUAUUAUUUUGGACAAAUUAAUUACUGAGAGUGGACUCAGCUGGUAAUCAUCAUUUCUUAUGUUAAACCCAUUUUUUUGGUGUUAAGACUGAGCAACUGUUUAUUCACUUCUCGAAAAUAAACUUCGGCUUGAGAAACA